Molecule: messenger RNA, 795 nt
Organism: Rubroshorea leprosula
Lineage: Eukaryota; Viridiplantae; Streptophyta; Magnoliopsida; Malvales; Dipterocarpaceae
Source: the annotation of a GenBank genome assembly
CAAGAAUUUGUUGAAAAAAGCCGAAGAAUGGAUGAAGAAAACAGCAGAAUCUUCUACCGUUGUAGGUGCUCUAAUUAUAACCAUUAUGUUUGCUGCUGCUUUUACUGUUCCUGGUGGGAAUGAGGAAAACUCAGGCUAUCCCAUAUUUUUGCCCAAAAAGCCAAUACCUUUUAUGGUAUUUAUAGUAUCAGAUGCAAUUUCUCUUUUUACUGCAUCUAGUUCAGUUUUAAUGUUUCUAGGCAUUCUCACUUCACGUUAUGAUUAUGAAGAUUUCCUUAGAUCCUUGCCCACUAAGCUGAUAAUCGGCAUUUCUUCACUCUUCAUCUCUAUUGCAACAAUGAUGACAGCAUUUUGUGCUGCUCUCUUCAUUAUGCUACCUGGUCGAUUGGAAGUAGUCAUUCCAAUAACAUUGUUUGCUAGUAUUCCUAUCACUUUCUUUGGGUGGUUGCAGUUUCCUCUUCUAGUUGAGAUUUGUACUUCGACUUUUCGCCGAGAGAUCUUCCAAGAGAAAAAGAAAUCCUUCCUGGAGAGAUGGUUUCAUCUCUUUUGUGAGAUAACCAUAGCACUGCCUAUGGCCAUCAUGGGGAAAAAUUAAUAUAAUUUGUACAUGUGCUUUUACAACUGCCUAUAUAUAUAUAGUUGCAAUAAAUAUUUAGUUAAUGUUUAUUCUUUCAUGAUUUGGUUCUUCGAAGUGUGAAAUUCAUCUCUGCUAGUUGAUUUUUUGUUGUUGAUUCACUAUUCUCUAGUUGUGGCCAAAAAUUCUUGGGGGGAGGGGAAUAAAACCUUGAUAUUGAA